AGUUAGCAGCAGCUACGCAGCUAUUGAAUUCCGUUGGGAUACUCAAGUAUGACGUCAGAAGCGAAAUAUUAUCCGACUUCUUUCUUUUAUAUAUCGAAAUAAAUUAAUCAUUAUUCGUAUUGCCAGUUUUGUAGAUUGGCAAAAUAUAUAAAAAAUUUUUUUAUUUUCUCGUAUUUUUAGUACAUGCAUAAUUUGUACACGUGUUUCCAACAAAGAUAUAAUUUAUAAUAAUUGAUUAAAAUUUAUAAUUAUAUUUAUUUACAUUCUCGCAAAAAUUUUACAUUUUUCUCGACGAUAAGAUAGGAAUUGCAAUGACAAUGGCAAUGCAAAGACAAUGUGAUUGUUAGACAGUCACGCUACUGCAGAAAUUCCCAUGAUAUACAGUCAGCUGCAACUUCUCGAAGUUUCCACAUGUUUUUUUACGCACGCGAACGUCAGGAUUUAGCUGACGAGCGAGGAGAUCCUUGGCGAGGUGAGCACGGACGCGCGUACGCGAACAACGAGAACGUUCACGGGUAACGCGACGAGAUGAGCAAGAAGCGGAACAGGCAGCCAGAUGCAAAUCCCGAUGUCAGCGAAGCCUCCACUGAGUCCUGCGAGGAAGCCAGUGCAGGUGCGAAAUGUCCACAUAUAGUUAAGGCUAUCAACUUGACUAAAGUGAAGAAGAACAUAAAGAAGACUGGUAUAGUGACCGAAUGUUCCAUGUGCAAAAAGUUAGAAGUGGACUUAAAGAAAGAAGAAACGUGCGAUGUCACAAAGCCUCUAUGGAUUUGUCUGCAAUGUGGAGAGCAAGGCUGUGGCAAGGAGCAGAAGCAGCAUGCCGCAGAACACCAUAGAAAGCCCCACAGUGACUGCCAUUGCAUGGUAACAGAUACUCACAAUUGGAACGUUUGGUGCUAUCAGUGUGAAAUUGAAGUUUAUCCCAGCAGCAAAAAAAAGUUGUUGGAAACCGUGGAGUUUAUUAAGAAGUGCGUUACUAUGCCACAAAUACCUCAACAAUCAAAAACGCCACAAAUUCAGUGCCAAGAAGAAAUAGUAAUCGAUGUACAAGAAAAAAAGGAGAAGCAAAAAAUAUUAAAUAAUCUUCCUAAAGUUGGAGGUCUAGUAAAUUUAGGAAAUACCUGCUUUUUCAAUGCUGUGCUCCAGUGCUUAGCACAGACUCCUUAUCUGGUAAAAGUAUUGGACGAUUUACGUUUGCCCGGGCAGAAGUUUGUCUUGCCAGGGGGAAAGCACAAGCCUGCAGAUACCGAGGAAGAAAUAGAAUUGCCACCGAUUGAAGGAACUUUGGAACGAUGGGGCAGUUUCACCUCGGUCCUCUGUGAAACCCUGUCAAAAAUGCAGAACACCAAUGGCCAUCAAACCUACACGCCCACGAAUCUCCUCUGCAAGCAGAAAAAGACUACACAGUGCGUGGACGGAGGUCAGCACGACUCGCACGAGUUUCUCCGUCAUUUGCUGGAAAUAGUACGGAACGAAGAUCUCAGAAGAUACCAGAUCAUAAUUCUGAAGGAGGUCGGCCUGAGUGGGAAGACUAAACCGGAUUGCGUGGAAAAGGGCUUGAAAUCUCGCGUGAAAUUCUACGGCAAUCAAGCCAGCACGCGGCUGCUAGGACCGGAAGCGGUGUUCCGAGGUGUGCUGGUGUCUACGUUGGAGUGCUUGGACUGCCAUCACUCGUCGCAACGCACCGAGCCAUUUCUGGACCUGAGCUUACCCGUCACUGCGGACAAGCCACAGCCACCGCUCUUGAAAAGGAAGAAUAGCGAAAUCGAGGAUACUUCCGACAUGAUAAACACUCAGCAGCGUGAUCAUCAGACCUCCGACACGCCCUGGAAACAGUUGAAGAAGGAAAAGAAACCAAGUAGAAAGAACCGAAAAAAUAAAAGGCAGGAGAAUCAUAACAAUUCUAACGUGUUGAUGGAUUCGGAUAAUCCUACGGAAGAAAAUAACGAUAACGUUCUAAAGUCAGAGGAGAGCGACGCCGAUGUCGAGGAUAACAUCGAGGUGGACAAUUCUCAUCCGGAGAUCGGAGAGUCUGGCUACAGCUCGGAGAAGGCGUCCGCCGUCGCCAGUCCCGUAUCGCCCGCUCAUCAUCCGAGCAACGAUUUCAAUAGCGACGUCAACAACACGUCGAGCUUGGAGGACGGUAAUCUGGACAAUAAUUUGGACGCGGCACAAGUUAGAAAUCCGACGAGCGUAAACGCAUUAACUAGCCCUAGUCCGACUGACGUGUCGAUGACGGACUUGACUCAAAUCAGGAUACCGUCCGAGAAACACGACCGGAACGUCGGUACGGUCAGUUCCGAGAACGAGGCGUCGGCCACGGCGUUGUCCACCUCCAUGAUCGUCAACUCCGACGUCACCAGCCCGGAGGCGCCUACCGCGAGCUUGAGCAGCUCCGCCGCUUCUAAGGAGAGCCCUACCAGCCCCGUCAAUGGCGAUGAAGUCGCGGAAAGACUGGACGGCGUCGAGGCAUGGAUGGCGAACGCUCUAUCGAGAUGCAAUAGAAGAAAAUACAAUAGCGGAAUUUCCAAUGGAGACGAUCUUGAGGAGCAGGAUUUGUGUAAUGAAGUAGGCGAUAUAAUGACAGGUAUGUCCAGGUUGGGUAUUGCCGGGCAUCAGUCGCCCAGCAGAUACACGACCAAAGAGGGCGAGUGUUCCGUGGAAUCGUGCUUGAAUCAAUUCACCGCGUUGGAGUUGAUGACUGGCAGCAAUAAAGUCGUGUGCGAGGCGUGCACAGCUCGCGAGAAGAAGAAUCAAGAGAAUCCGUCGAAAAUGAUAUGCACUUCGAGUACCAAGCAGUACCUUAUCUCUCAAGUCCCUCCGAUAUUAAUAUUGCAUCUGAAGAGAUUCCAGACGCAAAGAGUCGGCUUUCGGAAAGUUUUCAAGCACGUGUCGUUCCCGAUAUUGUUGGAUUUGGCGCCGGUCUGCAAAGGCCAUAAGAAGCCUCGGAUCUACUCGCUCUAUGGAGUUGUCGAACAUAGUGGAACUGUUCAUGGUGGUCACUAUGUUGCGUAUGUCAAGACAAGACUGCCAUUACCGCAAGACGACCCGCGAUGGAACUUCCUUCCCAAAGAUAAGGAUCCUAAACCGGACAAUGAAUCGAGCAAUCUGAGCUCGGAUUCAGAAGAAGAGGCAGCAUCAGCGAAAGCUUCGUCUGUUGUAGAAGCACCACCUGGAAGAUGGUACUACGUAUCAGAUUCUCGGGUAUCAGAGGUAGAUGAGAACACGGUGCUCAAGAGUCAAGCGUAUCUCUUAUUCUACGAAAGAAUUCUCUGAUUUGCCGCAACAAGGAACAGGAUCGAAAAUCGACGGGAUUAUGUUCGCAUUUCUGGUCGUCGAGCGAAAAAGAGAACAUGGACUUUUAAGAAAUUUCUUAACUCUACAAUUUUUAGUAUCAUAUCGCGCGUUGUUGGACAUCUAAUGUAUGUAAGUGAUACAACAAAUUUAGUUGAUUAUAUAUGUAUAUUUGCGCGAAAACGGUAAGAGAGAGUUAUUAGAAAUAUCGAGGACUAGAUUGUUUCUUACGACCGAUAGUUCACGAUAGAUCACGAAAACUAUUAACGGAAAACGUCUUCUCUAACAAGUCUGUAGUUAUUCAAAUCCAUUAAUUUGAAAUUUGUAGAUUUUCGAAAUUUUUAAUUCUCAUAUUUUUACAAACUUCGAUAAAAAUAUAAAUCGGAGUUAUUUUGCGAUUUUUUUUUAUUAUUAUUAAAUGACACAUUGAUACCAGCAAGAUCGUACCAAAUUCAAGUUGAAAGUAAAUCCAGAGACAGGACCAAAUAAAGAAAUAGUUUUCGUUGUGCAAUAAAUUUAUCUCCAUCACGAAAUAGUUCCGGUUUACGAUUACAUUACUCUUUUUUUUUUUUAAUAAUGUUGAGUUACAAAAUGCAUAAUACUUGAAAUGCUCAUAACUUAGAAUGUUUAAAGGAUAGAUGUAAUAUUUUACGUAUACAUAUUGUUUUAUGUAGAAGUGGUUUCAAAGCGGAGCAUGAUUAGACGUCUCGUCAAAAACAAAAUAGUGAAAUUUGUAAAUCGAGAUGAAUGAUUCAUAUUGGUGCGACAUUACAGAGAAAGUCUUUUCAAAUAGCGCACUUCAAUUAUGGUAAAAUUUUUUGAACAUAUUGCGUUCAAUAUCUACCGAUAAUUUUACUGUGACAUAAGAGCAAAUGUCCCAGUGGCUGGACAUGUUUCAAUCUCCAACCAUAUAUUAACAAACAAAGCAGCUAUGUUAAUAUCUAUAAAUAUGGAGUCCAAAAAUUAUGUCUAAAAGAUGUUAGUAAAUUUUAAUUUUGCACAUAAUAAGAAUUAAACAUCGUUGUGUAAUAUUUAAUUGCACAAGAAUGUAGAUUGAUUUUUAAAGUAAGCGAUAUUUUGUAGCCCUUAAAAAUGCAUUUUUUAUGAAUUUAUGAAUUUUAGAAACAAAUUUCUGAAUUUCCCACUUAAAUAGUACGUGUAUAUUCUGUAAGACAUUUAUGUCCGAACACUGGUACAUAUGCAUAUUUGACAUCUGUUGCAAAUAUUUAAUAAGAUAAAUGUCCCAGUGGCCGGACAUAUCCCAAUCUGUGACCGUAUCUUAAAGCAAAACAAUUAUUAUUUAAUAUUUAUAAAUAUGAAACCUAGAAAUAAUAUUGAAGGACGUUGGUAAAUUAAGUUUGCAUAUAAAGAGAAUUAAGCAUCGUUGUGUAAUAUUUAAUUGCAUAAUACUCGUAAUCAAUAUAGCUAGUAUGAAAUAACGAGUUUAUAUCAUGAGACAAUUGAGACAAUUGGUCCUUAACGAUUUUUAUUAAGAACAAGUGAUAUUUUAUUGACGCUAUAAAGAAGCAUUUGUUGA
Messenger RNA from Linepithema humile (Argentine ant), 4831 nucleotides. RefSeq names its product ubiquitin specific protease 16/45 (gene Usp16-45). The record is from RefSeq and is a predicted model, not a curated record. Lineage: Eukaryota; Metazoa; Arthropoda; Insecta; Hymenoptera; Formicidae. Gene Ontology annotation, molecular function: cysteine-type deubiquitinase activity; zinc ion binding. Gene Ontology annotation, biological process: protein deubiquitination.